Micropterus dolomieu (smallmouth bass) is the source of this 3622-nucleotide messenger RNA. RefSeq names its product solute carrier family 2 member 12 (gene slc2a12). Gene Ontology annotation, cellular component: membrane. The record is from RefSeq and is a predicted model, not a curated record. Gene Ontology annotation, molecular function: transmembrane transporter activity. Bases 158 to 1867 code for a protein of 569 amino acids. Lineage: Eukaryota; Metazoa; Chordata; Actinopteri; Centrarchiformes; Centrarchidae. Gene Ontology annotation, biological process: transmembrane transport. The transcript is spliced from 6 exons.
CCAAAACAAGCUGCGUGCGCGCGCCGACACAGCGAAAGAAGAGUUGGGAGCAAAGGAAAAGUCUGCAGGAGAAAACGAAUGGGUCAGGCCACACCAAUUUAAGCAAACACCGGAGACACAGCUGGGGCGUCAGGCCUACUGUUAGAGGCGUUUGACGAUGGACCCCAACAGUGAGACCAAGAAGAUGACCAUCUACCUCCCCUGUAACCCCUCCUCUGAGACCCAGAAGCUGGCCCCACCCAGAGGCCCAGGCUGCAGCUGGCUGGUGGUGGUAGCGGCUGUAGCGGCCUCGCUGAGCGGCCUUAUGCUGGGCUACGAAAUGGGCCUGACCUCUGGAGUCCUGCUGCAGCUGCGGGACCUCCUGUCCCUCUCCUGCAGGGAACAGGAACUGCUGGUCAGCUCCCACCUGCUCGGCGCUCUCCUGAUGUGCCUGGCCGGAGGUCCCAUUCUGGAUCGCUACGGCCGCCGCUGCUCUUUGCUCCUUAGUGCUGGCCUGGUGGUCGGAGGGAGUGUCGUGCUCAUCGCCGUCACCUCACUUGUUGCACUCACACUGGGCCGGGUCAUAGUUGGCAUGGGAACGGCGCUGUCAGGGACAGGAGCGUGUCUGUACAUUGCGGAGAUCUCACCGAGGGAGAGGAGGGGUCUGCUGGUGACGCUGUACGAGCUGAUGUUGGUUGUGGGUGUAAUGCUGGGAUUCAGCUGCAGUUAUGCCUUUGCUACUCUGCCCCACGGCUGGGCGUAUACAUUUGGACUAGUAAUCCCCCCUGCGCUGCUGCAGAUCAGUGUACUCUUGUUUCUCCCACCCAGCCCACGCUUCCUUGUUGCCAGGGGUAAAGUGGAACAGGCCAGGAUAGUGCUGACCAAAAUGAGAGGUGGGAUUCAGGAGCACGUGGAAUUGGAGCUCAGAGACAUCCAGACAGGACUUAAAGAGGAAUCAGAGCAUAGUUUCUGGGAGUUGUUCAGUGCCAAGGCCAACUUACGGUCACGGCUGCUAACAGGCGUUGCCCUAGUCUUCCUUCAGCAGGUUACCGGUCAGCCCAACAUCCUCUCCUAUGCUUCACCACUUCUCCGCAGUGUAGGCUUCAACAGUGACUCCGCAGCAACCUUGGCCUCCACGGGGUUCGGAGUAGUCAAAGUAAUUGGCACCAUUCCGGCCGUGUUGCUGGUCGACCGCGUGGGACCCAAGAGCUUUUUGUGUGUGGGCGCCGUCGCAAUGGGAAUGUCGUUAGCAGCACUUGGUAUACUGACACUGCAAAGCCACACUCACCUCACCAGCCUGUGUAGAAGCCAGACUAUAAUAAACCACACAGAUACGCCGUGGGAUGUAAACACAACCAUCACAGACUUGGACAGUGACAUUUUUACUACUCACCUCCCCAGCCGAUGGAACAGUGAGGAGGAUGGGAAAGAGGAGCAGGGAGGAGGAGAGACUAAUGUAGAAGUGUCUUCCUCACUGAAGUUGGCAUCACUGAUCAGCUUGCUGGUGUAUGUGGCAGCCUUCUCCAUUAGCCUCGGACCAAUGGUGUACGUGGUUCUCAGUGAGAUCUUUCCAAUGGGAGUCAGAGGCAGGGCCGUGUCCGUGGUGUCAGCUGUAAACUGGGCCACAAACCUGCUUAUCUCAGUAACCUUCCUCACAUUUACAGAAAAGAUUGGUGUUCCCAACGUGAUGUUCCUCUACUCUGCCAUGAGCUUUGUUCUCUUGGUGUUUGUCAUCCUCUGUAUCCCUGAGACCAAAGGUCGCACGCUAGAGGAGAUAUCUAAAGAACUGGCGAAGAAGAAGCCUUUUGAGGUGAGGCUCUAUAGACAGGUUCAGCCUCAGGAGAGCCUGAUCAGCAGCAUGUCCGCAGAGAGUCCAGCAAACGUCUGACCCUUUUAACAGACCACAACUGUACACCUCAGCUGAAGGAGCAGGAACGAGCACAAUAAAUUAGCAAUUAAGAAUUUUGGGUACAACUUCUACAUCUCACCCACAUGUGUACAUCCCUGCAGAUCCAGCUGAUUCCUAUAAUACUGUCUCUGUCAUAUAGUUGGUUUUAGCUAUACACUGUAUGUGAAGGAUGAAAACAACAGGAAAGGUCAAGUAUUAAAAAAUGGAGAGGUAUUUGUGAUUUUGCCCAAAUUGGGAUAGUUCAGGGUUUGCUCUUGCUGGUUAAAGGGAAGUAAAGAAAGGUCAACAAUGGGGAUUGAAAAUGUGAUUAUAUAAAAAAUAUAUAUUUAUUUAAUUCCUUGCUUCUUUACCCCUUCUAUAUUUAAGAAUACAACUAAAGCAGAAAGGAACAUGUUCUCUUAACUCCAGUAUAAAAUUGACUCCCCACCAGCCAGUAAAACCAAUGACGCCCCUUGAAUGACCACUACAUUCUUUUCCAUUUUGACCUGACAUUGUGAUGAACAUUUACAAAAAAUUCUGUCUUGGGUGAUCACGGGGAAAUCAACGAUGAACUAGAAAACAGAAAAAUCCACCUAAUCACUUCAAAUGUUUCAUUGUUUAAUGUAAACACUAAUACGGCUCAAACCAGACGCACCAGUCAUACCAGUUUUGGCACACUAUAAUCGACAUGGUGACAAAAACUAUGGACGGUCACAGUUGUCUCCUCCUUUGCAUUUUAUGGGAACAAGCCAACAAGAAAAUGAUACUGAAUCAACAUUCAGCUGCAGUGUGCUUGAUUGCUGAAUCCUCAAAAACAAGCAAUGAAGCAAAAAAGCUCAACUCGAGGUCUACUGGUAAUGUUGGGUAGAUAAUAUAACAAAUAGUAAUGUUGUAGUGUAAGAAGAAGUAUGAAAAGUGAUGUUUGUUUUUUUUUUUUACUUAUGUCAGUAAUGCCAAAAUUAUACUUAGUUGAUUAAUAAGUGGGAUGUUUUACUGCAAGAAAGAAUGGGUUAUGUGGACCUGUUCACAAUUAAAAUUGCGCAUUAAUUUCUAAAUCUGUACUUAAAUACAUAUCCUUAUCUUUUUUGUCAAGUUAGAAAAUUUAGAAAUAAAUUUGAAAAAGUCGCACUAAAAGUCUUGAGAACCAUUUUAUGGGCUAUUCCAUAGAAACUGCUCCACUCCACCUGUAAUCAAGACCUGCACAUACGAAAAUGAAGGACACAAUGAAAAUGAGAGUGAGACACACAUUAAACAGUAGUCCUGUGGUGGCCUUGUUUACCAUUAACCUUUAUUUUUAUACAAAAUACAAAAUUCUGAACAAGCGUCACAAAUCUUCAGUUGACACUGAUUCAAAAAAUCCAACAACUUGAGACAACGCGCCUACGUUUUCGCCAAAAUUUUUUCAUCAGAUGCCUUUAUUAUAUACAUACGUAUACCACAUUGCCUCUCACUAGGUUUUCAGUUCACACUUAAAAACUUUACCUCUCACCAUUGUUUUUUGUUAUUUAAGAGAACGGUAUUCUAUGUUUGUUAUUCGGACAAUUCAGGUACUGGCUACUGUUGUAAGCAUGGCCUCUCUGAACACUGUUCAUGGUCUUGUGUUGCUUCAAAAUCUCACAUGGAUGUAUUGCCAAACCUCUUGCUGGCUGACAGUACUAAGCUGACUGCCAGACAACGUUGCACUGCUGUAACUUAGUGGCUGCUUUUGUAAUUAUUUAGUUAUUUACUUACAAUUACAAUCUACUUUCUCCAUGA